AAGAGAAGCCAAAAAAGCGAAAAAUCAUGCGUAUAUAAGGCAACCCUCAACAAAGCAGCAUUCUCGUUGGAGUUUUAAUUCAGUAACUUGAAAACUAAUGUCAGUGAACGAAUAGAAAACAAAAUAGGACAUUUUUUUGCGAGCGUAAGUGGAAAUAACGCAAUCUCCAUGACAACAAAUGUCACACUUGAAUAAAAUCUCAUUAGGCACUCGACAUAACUGCAGUGUAUGGCUGGCAGACUGGAACAACGAUGCAAUGAGUCUUGAGGCUGAAUGAAAUGGGGCAGAAAAACUGCAAGUUAAAACCUGAGUUAGUCCAGGAGCUAGUACACAAAACUUACUUCAGCGAGAAAGAAUUACAGCAAUGGUAUAAAGGAUUCCUAAAGGACUGUCCUUCAGGCAACCUCAAUGAGUUGGAGUUCCAGAAAAUCUACAAACAAUUCUUUCCCUUUGGAGAUACGUCAAAGUUUGCAUCUUUUGUCUUCAAUGUAUUCGAUGAGAAUAAGGAUGGGACUAUAGAAUUCAGAGAAUUCAUUUGUGCUUUAUCAGUAACUUCAAGAGGAAGCAUUGAUGAAAAGCUUCAAUGGGCAUUCAAGCUGUAUGACCUAGAUGAUGAUGGUUACAUAACUAAGGAGGAGAUGCUUCACAUUGUGGAUUCUAUUUACAAGAUGGUGGCCAGCAUGGUGAAGCUACCAGAGGAUGAAGACACCCCAGAGAAGAGAGUCAAUAGAAUCUUUAAUCAAAUGGACACGAAUGCUGAUGGCAAGUUGUCAAUGGAGGAAUUCCGUGAAGGUUCCAAGUCUGAUCCAUCUAUUGUACAGGCACUAUCUCUGUAUGACGGACUUGUGUAGUACCAUGCCAUGCUAUACUCGCCAUGAUCAACACUACAGACAAGCACCUCACCCUUCAAAUGAAGACCAUUUUGUCCAUUGUGUCAUCUGGAUAACAAACAUAAUGGUGGAUCAGAUCACUUCUAAACACUACAUGAUAUACUUGACAACACUUUGUUUGCUGUUAAGUGUGUUUGAGUGUGUGCAUGAUCUCCCAAAGCUCUAAAUCUGCUCUCACAAAAUGGAAUUUGCAGAUUAUUCUUUUCAAUGCAUGGAGAAAAAAAAAACAUUAACAUAAAGACAGAAUGAUUACCAUAACAAACUACUGUAGCAGUCAUUAAAGGAGCUAGCUGAAAGCUGGUUUGAUGGCAUUCAUAAGGGACAAAAAAGUUAAGAUAUACAGAUUAAGCCAAAAUAUUUCAACAACUUUCUUUAAUAUCUGAAAGCGUUUCCACAGCUGUGCGUAGCACAAACAAAUUUUAUAGUUACCAAGCUGCAAUAUCAAGUAACUAUUCAAAUCUAACCAUAAUUAUGUACUCCAUUAAUUAUCAAUUUGGUAUGGGUACUUGACUAGUAGGACAAGGCUGUUUAUCACAACUUUUUUUCCUCCCAUUGUCUACCCCCUGUCAGACAAUAAUUAUGGCUAAUUUGCAAUAUAACACAAACGCCUAUUGUGAAAUGUUAUGAUGUUUUAACUACAGAUAGUCUAUAGUAGACUGAAAGUCUCUCGCAUAUGGUGUCAGCACUGUAAUUCAUAAUGCUCCCUGUGUUUGUAUAAAGGAUUGAAAUACAGUGUACAGUAAUAUAAGAAACAGUACAGGGGGCCAAGAAGGUGAAAACAAAGAUUCUUGAAGAAUGUAAAUGUACAGUAAUGCUAACAAUGCUACUGUUGUUGACAAGACAAAGCCAUUGCUUUUCAACCAAAGCUAUGUACAUGAAAUUUAUAUAUAUCAUCUGCAUUCAAUGCACAAAGCCAUAUUCCCUAGAAUGCUAUUGUCAAAGAUCCAAAUUGUUUCACAUGUGAGAUGGAUUGAGGCCAAUAAUUGAUCAGACAGGCUAUAGUGUAUGGCACAUGACAAUAAUGUCCUCACAGUUAUUGCGAGGACACUAACAAAGAUUCCCUGUUCGACUGGCAAGGGAUGCUAUUGCUAUGUAGCCUGUGUGCAAAUGUGCCUUGGCUACUGGCCUUCUCCAGGCACAAAAAGAAAACUAACCAUGAAAAUGACUAGGUACACAGUAAAUGAGAUUGAUAAGGUUCAUGUAUGAUUCAACAUUGGUAAUAUAUUUUUGUAUAAAUCUGACAUGAUUAAUUAAAAUGUGUUCAUACA
Orbicella faveolata is the source of this 2158-nucleotide messenger RNA. Its product is annotated as neuronal calcium sensor 1-like. The record is from RefSeq and is a predicted model, not a curated record. Gene Ontology annotation, molecular function: calcium ion binding; calcium sensitive guanylate cyclase activator activity. NCBI's taxonomy places the organism in Eukaryota, Metazoa, Cnidaria, Anthozoa, Scleractinia, Merulinidae.